AUGAACCCUGACCCCCCAUUCAGAACUGCAGAGAAAAAUGCAGUCUCUCCUGUUUCUCUUUGUCUCCUACUUUCUCCAUUUCCCCCCAUCUCUAUUUUGCACUGCCCUUCUCUGUCUCUCUCUGUCUCCUCCUGUUCUGCUCUGUUUCCUCCUUUCUUUCUAUAUCUCCCUGUCUUUCUCUGUCUCCCACCUGUCUCCAUUUGUCUCACCCUGUCACCUUCUGUCUCUUUUUGCCUUUCUCCUCCUGUCUGUCUAUUUCUCAUUGUCCCUCUUUGUCUCUUCCUGUAUGCCUCACUGUUUCUCACUGUCCUUUUCUGUCUCCUGUCUCUUACUGUUUCCUCCUGUCUCUUUCUGUUCUACUCUGCCACUUCCUCUCUCUUUACCUCUCCCUGUUUUUCUCUUUCUCUCUUCUUGUUUCUCUCUGUCUUUCUGAGUUUCCUUUUGUCUCUCUAUCUCUUUGUCUUUCGAGUCUCUCCUUGUCUCUCCUGUCCUAAUCUAUCUCUCUAUCUAUCCAUGUCUAUCCUAAUCUAUCUAUCUAAAUCUCAUCUAUCUCUCUCAGUCUCUUCAUAUCUAUCUAUUUUAGUCUCUUCAUAUCUAUAUAUCUAUUCAUAUCUCUGUCUAUUCAUAUCUAUCUCAGUCUCUUUGUAUCUAUCUACCUAUCUCAAUCUAUUCAUAUCUAUCUAUCUAUCUAUGUCUCUUCAUCUCUAUCUAUCUUGCUAUCUCUUCUAA
Acanthosepion pharaonis is the source of this 729-nucleotide messenger RNA. The record is from the annotation of a GenBank genome assembly. Lineage: Eukaryota; Metazoa; Mollusca; Cephalopoda; Sepiida; Sepiidae.